Messenger RNA from Drosophila ficusphila, 534 nucleotides. RefSeq lists its product as uncharacterized. The coding region runs from base 1 to 534 and encodes 177 amino acids. The record is from RefSeq and is a predicted model, not a curated record. The transcript is spliced from 4 exons. NCBI's taxonomy places the organism in Eukaryota, Metazoa, Arthropoda, Insecta, Diptera, Drosophilidae.
AUGAUGGGCGCUUACUUUGUUUGGCUACUGGUGAUGAUGUUCUCAUUGAAAAUGAUUUCUGCUCAUGUCGAGUUCACCAACUUCAAGUGUAAGGCUUUGGAUCAAGAAUUUUGCAAUUUCGAAUACUGCGCCAUAAAGGCGGUGAAUCGGUCCUACAAGUAUCUUACAGCUAAGGCUUACCUGCACAAGAUUCCCGUUACCAGAGUGAAGGUUAGCAUAGGACUCUACAAGCGUUUCAGUGGAUAUAAGCCCUUCCUGUACAAUCUUACCGUGGAUGCUUGCAAGUUUUUGAAGAACCCGAAGAGCAAUCCUGUCACUUCCUACUUCUACGAAUUUAUCAAGGAAAUCUCAAACAUGAACCACACCUGUCCCUUUGAUCACGAUCUUGUUUGGGAUAAGCUAUCCAAUGAGAACGUCAAUUACCGUAUGACAAAAAUUCUAUCGUUUCCGAAAGGUGACUAUAUGGUGGAGUUGCACUGGAUUGCCUAUGACAUAACCCGCGCUGUGUUAAAGAUCUAUUUCACUCUUUCCUAA